Messenger RNA from Adineta steineri, 1836 nucleotides. The record is from the annotation of a GenBank genome assembly. Lineage: Eukaryota; Metazoa; Rotifera; Eurotatoria; Adinetida; Adinetidae.
AUGUUUGUCAAACCAACUAUGAAAAUCAAUCAAAUUUAUCCAUAUUUAUCAUGGUCUUUAUUUCAACGUUCAAUUAUAAGUCGAACAAAAGCUUCAACAACUUAUCAAAGUAAAGAACGAAUAUUAUUAAAUCGCACUAAUAACAACAGUGAUUAUAAAAUGACUACUCGACGAUUUCUCACCGGUUAUGAUGUUUUACUUGAUCGACGUGCUAAUAAAGGUACAGCAUUUUCAAUUGAAGAACGACAAACAUAUCGUAUUCAUGGUUUAUUGCCACCAACAGUAGCAACACCUGAAUUACAAGUUGAACGAUUUAUGGAUAAUUUACGAAAUAUGCCCGAUGAUUUAUCACGAUAUAUUGCAUUAGCUGCUUUACAAGAUCGUAAUGAAAAAUUAUUUUAUCGUGUAGCUAUGACAUAUACACAAGAAAUCAUGCCACUUGUUUAUACACCAACUGUGGGUUUAGCUUGCCAAAAAUAUGGUUUAAUUUUUUCAAAACCAAAAGGUUUAUUUAUAUCGAUCAAUGAUAAAGGUCAUAUCUAUGAUGUUCUUAGCAACUGGCCUAUACAUGAUGUUCGCGCAAUUGUUGUUACUGAUGGUGAACGUAUAUUAGGUUUAGGUGAUUUAGGUUGUAAUGGUAUGGGUAUACCAGUUGGUAAAUUAAGUUUAUAUACAGCAUUAGCUGGUGUUGCACCUGAAUAUUGUUUACCAAUAACACUUGAUGUUGGAACAAAUAAUGAAACUUUUCUUAAAGAUAAAUAUUAUUUGGGUUUACAACAUAAACGUGUUACUGGAAAAGAAUAUGAUGAAUUCAUUGAUGAAUUUAUGCAAGCUGUUGUUAAACGAUUUGGACAACAAUGUUUAAUUCAAUUCGAAGAUUUUGCUAAUCAUAAUGCAUUUCGUUUAUUGGAAAAAUAUCGUGAACAUUAUUGUACUUUUAAUGAUGAUAUCCAAGGUACAGCUAGUGUUGCUGUCGCAGGCAUACUCAGUUCACUCCGUAUUACUGGACGAAAAUUAUCCGAUAAUACAUUUGUCUUUUACGGUGCUGGCGAAGCUUCAAUUGGUAUGUCGGAUUUACUUGUCGUAGCAAUGGAACGUGAAGGUGUAUCAGUUGAAGAUGCACGAAAGAAAAUAUUCUUAGUUGAUUCAAAAGGACUUGUUGUUAAAGAUCGUCCAACUGGUGGUUUAAAUGAAGAAAAAAAACGAUAUGCACAUGAACGUGAAUGUAUUGUUAAAUUAGGAGAAAUUGUUAAAGCUUUAAAACCAUCAUUUCUUAUUGGUGCUGCCGGUCAAGGUCCAGCAUUUACACGUGAAAUUCUUGAAGAUAUGGCUUCAUUUAAUGAACAUCCAGUUAUAUUUGCACUUUCAAAUCCUACAUCAAAAGCUGAAUGUACUGCAAGUGAAGCAUAUGAAGCAACCAAAGGUCAAUGUGUAUUUGCAUCUGGUUCACCAUUUCCAAAUGUUGAUUAUAAUGGAAAAACUUAUAUACCCGGUCAAGGAAAUAAUUCAUAUAUAUUUCCUGGUGUUGGUCUUGCUAUUGUAACAUGUGGUAUACGACAUAUACCUGAAGAAUUAUUUUAUAUAUCCGCUAAAACACUUUCGGAACAAGUAACUGAAGAAGAUUUAGCAGCUGGUCUUGUUUAUCCACCAAUUGAAAAAAUUCAUGCAGUAUCAAGAAAAAUUGCUGUAGCAUUAGCAGAAUAUUCUUAUGAACAUAAAUUAGCUGCACAUUAUCCAAAACCAAAAGAUUUAGAAAAAUAUAUUGAAGAAAAUCAAUAUAAAGCUGAAUAUUCUGAUGCAUUACCACCACGAUGGGAUUGGCAAAAAAAAAAUUAA